CCGGAAUCGCCGCCGGGGGAGGGAGCCAGGGGGCCGGACAAAAGGCGCAGCGGCAGGAGGAUGGCCGUGGAGGGGUCGAGGGGCCCCAGCGGGCAAAGGACCCAGCCGUGAUCCGGCGGAGUGGGCCAGGGCGCCCGGUGGGGUGGGGGGCAGCUGGUGGCGGCGGCAGUGGCCACACACCUGGAUGGAAGCGAGCUUUGUCCAGACCACCAUGGCUCUGGGGUUGUCCUCCAAGAAAGCGUCUUCCCGCAAUGUGGCCGUGGAGCGUAGGAACCUGAUCACCGUGUGCAGGUUCUCUGUGAAAACGCUGCUGGAGAAGUACACGGCGGAGCCCAUCGAUGACUCAUCCGAGGAGUUUGUGAAUUUUGCGGCCAUCUUAGAGCAGAUCCUCAGCCACCGUUUCAAAGGUCCUGUGAGCUGGUUCAGCUCAGACGGGCAGCGGGGCUUCUGGGACUAUAUCCGGCUGGCCUGCAGCAAAGUGCCCAACAACUGUGUGAGCAGCAUCGAGAACAUGGAGAACAUCAGCACAGCCCGAGCCAAGGGCCGGGCAUGGAUUCGGGUGGCUCUGAUGGAGAAACGCAUGUCGGAAUACAUCACCACAGCCCUGCGGGACACCCGGACCACCAGACGUUUCUAUGACUCAGGAGCCAUCAUGCUGCGGGAGGAAGCCACGGUCCUCACUGGGAUGCUGAUCGGACUGAGCGCCAUUGACUUCAGCUUCUGCCUAAAGGGCGAAGUGCUGGACGGGAAGACCCCCGUAGUCAUCGAUUAUACGCCCUACCUGAAGUUCACCCAGAGCUACGACUACCUGACGGACGAGGAGGAGCGGCACAGCGCUGAGAGCAGCACGAGCGAGGACAACUCGCCCGAGCACCCAUACCUGCCGCUCGUUACCGACGAGGACAGCUGGUACAGCAAAUGGCACAAGAUGGAACAGAAGUUCCGCAUCGUCUACGCGCAGAAGGGCUACCUGGAGGAGCUGGUGCGUCUGCGCGAGUCGCAGCUGAAGGACCUGGAGGCGGAGAACCGGCGGCUGCAGCUGCAGCUGGAGGAGGCAACGGCGCAGAAUCAGCGCGAGAAGCGGGAGCUGGAAGGCGUGAUCCUGGAGCUGCAGGAGCAGCUGACAGGUCUGAUCCCCGGUGACCACGGCCCCCUGGCCCAGGGUUCCAAGGAUCUCACCACACGCCUGGUCAACCAAUGGCCGUCACUGGGAACACUGAAUGGGGCCGAGGGUGCCAACAACCCCAAGCUCUACCGGAGACACAGUUUCAUGAGUACGGAGCCGCUGUCAGCUGAAGCCAGUCUGAGUUCGGACUCCCAGCGCCUGGGAGAGGGCAAGCGGGACGAGGAGCCCUGGGGCCCCCUCGGGAAGGACCCCACGCCCUCCAUGCUGGGCCUCUGCGGCUCCCUGGCCUCCAUCCCCAGCUGCAAGUCCCUGGCGAGCUUCAAAUCCAACGAGUGCCUGGUGAGCGACAGUCCUGAGGGCAGCCCGGCACUGAGCCCCAGCUGAGGAGCGGCGUGGGCAGUGCCAGCGCCACCUGCCAGGGGCACAGACACAGAGGCCCCCAACCCAGGCCAGCCUCCCAGAGAGUGCUGCCCACUCAGCCAGGGGUCUUGCGGGAAAGACACCCUUUGCUUCUAGCCCAGUUUAGCUUCCUGCCCAAGGAGGCAGGAGCUGUAGAGGGAGGCUGGUCAGGCCAGGAGACAGGGGCACUGAGGCCACAGGAAGCCCUUGGGGAAGCUUCUGGCAACCCUGAUGUCUGGCUAGCUCCCUACCAGACUCUCCCCUGCUCAUGUCCCCCACCCUCCUCAGGACCUGGUGGCCCAGCCUCAGCAUCCUCACCUCCCAUGCCUCUCCUGUCUGUCCCUGUGUACCCCCUGGAGUCCCUCCCUCCUCAGCUCCCAGGACGGGGGCUUCAAGGGGAUCAGGCAAAUAAAAACCAGAGGACUGA
Messenger RNA from Camelus dromedarius (Arabian camel), 1952 nucleotides. It is a transcript of the gene RUNDC3A, whose product is annotated as RUN domain containing 3A. The record is from RefSeq and is a predicted model, not a curated record. The coding region runs from base 185 to 1510 and encodes 441 amino acids. The transcript has 11 exons. Lineage: Eukaryota; Metazoa; Chordata; Mammalia; Artiodactyla; Camelidae.